Molecule: messenger RNA, 3981 nt
Organism: Petromyzon marinus (sea lamprey)
Lineage: Eukaryota; Metazoa; Chordata; Hyperoartia; Petromyzontiformes; Petromyzontidae
Product: RYamide receptor-like
Biological process (GO): neuropeptide signaling pathway
Cellular component (GO): plasma membrane
Molecular function (GO): neuropeptide Y receptor activity
Source: RefSeq, a predicted model, not a curated record
GUUGUUGUUUUUGAAAGAUUGCGUGGAAACGAAUCCUGCCAUAAAUCGUGCAUACGCUAAUGACGCAUUUUAUAAAAUAAUAUUCAAGAGACCAGCACCGCCACACAGCUCAUACUCUCUCUUGCGUGGAAACCUCCCCCCGCCUCCCCCCCCCCGUCCCCGUCAUUGCAUUUACACCGUGCACCCUAUACACAGAUCUGCAAGUGGCGAAUUGUGAACGAGCGUCCCUCAUUCAUAAAGGAUCUGGGGCGAGGAGGAGGAGGAAAGGCGGUAGCGGUGGUGGUUGGGAGCGAUAGGGGGUGGCAGUAAUUGUAUUUAAAGGCAGAGCUCUAGAGCGGCUCUGACUCCGAGCAGCAAGCGGCAAAGACUGUGUGCAACAGAGGCUUAGGUCGUGCUUCUGAAUCGUCAAUACGAAGCGGUGUGACAAUCGCGCUCUAUCGAUCCAAUGUUCAUCAAGUAGAUUUCAUGAUUUUUUUUUAAACCUCUUUUUUGCUAAAUGACCUCGCUCGCGCCAGACCCUUUCCCGUUGAAAUUUGGUGUCAAUUUUCGCAUGGAAAGUGGCAUAUCGGAGAGCUCAGAUCCCAACAAUGGAGAUGCCGGAAAAUGCGUCGAGCGCUCCGCUGCCACACGGCGUCGGCGACUUCGGCGAGAACGGCUCCACGGGGCCGAACGUCACCGGGGUUUUUGGCGGCGAGGACGCGGAGCCAAUCGUGGGCCCUCGCUGGCAGGCGGUCAUCAUCGCGCUCUACGGCCUCGCCACGGUGUUGGCGCUCUCCGGCAACGCCGUGGUCGUCUGGGUGCUGGCGCUGGGCCGCCGGGCGCGCACCGACAUCUCGGCCUUCCUCAUCAACCUGGCGCUGGCCGACCUCACGAUGGCCCUCUUCUGCCUGCCCUUCACCUUCACCGAGGUGCUGCUGCAGAGUUGGCUCUUCGGCGCCCUGCUGUGCCCCCUCGUGAGAUUUGCGCAGACCCUUUCCGUGUCCGUGAGCAUCUACACGCUCACGACCAUCGGCAUCGACCGCUACUACGCGGUGUGUCACCCGCUGCACUCGCGCAUGACCAAGUCCAGGGGAAAGGUGCUCAUUGCCCUCAUCUGGGCCGUGUCGAUCAGCAUCUCGUCGGUGCAACUGGGCAUCUCUCGGCUGGGCAAGGGGAAAUGCCUGGAGGUGGGCUGGCCCAGCCGCGGAUACCAGCAGAGCUACACGGUGGCGCUGCUGCUCGGCACCUAUCUGCUGCCCCUCCUGGUGCUCACCCUCGCCUACUCCAGCGUGGCCGUGCGGCUGUGGGGCCGGCGGACACCUGGCAACGUCGACCACAACCGCGAGCUCCACCAGGAGCGCUCCAAGCGGAAGGUGAUCAAGAUGCUGAGCAUUAUCGUGCUCAUGUUCGCCGUGUGCUGGCUGCCGCUCAACGUGUUCCAAGCGCUGCUCGAGUUCGGGCCCUCGCUGCUGCCUCACCACCCCGGCUCCGCCACGGCCCUCUACUUCUGCUCUCACUUCCUCGCCAUGUCGCACAGCGUGUGGAACCCCCUGGUCUACGGCUUCUACAACGACAGCUUCAGGGCCGACCUGCGCCAGCUGUGCUCGCGCCUCUGCUCCGGCGUGCCGUGCCUCGACUGCCCAUGCGGAGCUCCGUGCGAUCGGAGCGGCGCGGCCGACGGCGGCAAGAGCAAGGCGAAGAAGCAGAAGAGCUCCAGCAUGAGCAUGCGCUCCAGCUUGCAGGAGAGGAAGACCCUGCCCCUGGGCAGCUCCGUGCGCACCUACCUCACGGUGGACACGGUCCCCCAGCAAGCGGCUGGGAACCACCACAAUCAGCACGCAGCGCCGCCUGCAAGAAGCGUAACUGGUUCGUCUUUGGAAACCUACACAUGAAGUGAGCUUUAAAAAAAAAUCAGAGAACAUUGGAGGACUUCGUAUGGAGGAGGCACAUCAUUGUCACCGAUCACGAACAUGGAAAAUUAAUGGAAAUCUUGAGCCGGAAGGAAAAUUAUUGUUCGUAUGUUUGUUGUGCUUUCUUCUUCUGCUAAUCAGUGGAUCUCCGCGUUCAGAAAAUGUCUAUGGCUGCGCUUGAAGUAAAGACAACCUUCAUAUUAUAUAACAAGGCACGGAGGUUCCGUAAAUGCUUCUUGGACAGCAGCUACAUUGUGUCACCGUAGGUAUCCCGUACGUAUUGUAUCCUGAACGAUGUGUACCGUUAACAUUGCGAUGACUGCUGUUCGUUCCGUAGCAAGGUCGGUCUGUUUUGUACAAUUUACAACUGCGUCAUUUAUUUUUUGCCCGGACCGGAGUUCAAAUUCACAUCUGUACCGCGGCUACUCUGAAGUCGCGUGCCCUUUUUUGUGGCAGGAGACGCCAAGGUUACGGUGAAAGAUCAACGAGAUUUAAUGCACUGUCCUUAUUUAUACAAGUGAAAACUAAAGUGAAAAUCUCCACGCAUCACACGGGUGGGAAAACAGUCCUCCGGGGAUCUGUAAGAGGCGGAAUCAACUACAAAAUAUCUCAUCCCCCCCCCCCCCCCCCCCCAUCUGCUUGAGCAAUGUCAUCGCAGAAUUAACCGCAAGUGUUCUUGCACGAAGAGCACGCUGCACGUCCGCCUGUCACAAGGCGUGCAAUGGCAAAGCUGCACCAGACGAGCCACGUCGUUCGCUCUGUGGGUGUACAGGCGUGGUGGUCACUCUGUAAACACGCACGUGCUACACAGGCACGCGGUCUGUAAAUAAUGAAACACCCCAAGUGACGUGUCGUGUUUCAAUGCAAGGCGAUUCGUUUAUAGAUAUCCCACUUGAAUACUGCCAAAAGGGAGACGUGAUGCAUUUAUUUUAAAGCUUCUUCCUUUAUUUCAUUAAUUGCGAUGCCCUUUGUUAUUACUCCUUUGUAAGACAUGGAGACAUCCCUUUCACAAUUUUCAAUCGCCUGUUGUGAAGCGAGUCAGGCGGUUAUUGUAAAAUCAGUGGGCAUUCAUAAAAAUGUACCACCCUGUUGCUUGUGUGCUAUUAUUAAAUUGAGGCAAAUGAAGACCGAUUAUCAUAAGUAUUAUAUUACCUUUAGUCAGUGUAAGUACACUUGGCAAUGUGAUAAUACAAGACAUAGAUGCCAGUAAGCAUUCAUCGAUUUUGGCAAACAACCUUGAUGAUGGAUAUUAUUGGCAUUCCAAUAAUCAUCAUCAUCAUAGUCCACUAAGCGAGAGUUCAGCCCUAUCCGGGGCUACAUUGUGGCGCAGCAGACAGCAGUGGUGAAGAAAAAAGGUGUUGUUAUACUCUAUUUAUAUGCUCCCCGCCUUCCCAGCCUUCACCAACCCGCAGUGACAAGCCAUGGUAUGGUCAAUAAUCCCAACAAUCCGCACAGGGGCCUUCACCCAACAGUGGACUUGCAUGUGCAAUGCGUGGGCGGAAGCUGUGGUUACGUAUUACAAUAAGCAUGCCAAUGUAAUGAACCAAAUAUACUUGCAAAUGUAUUAUUUAUUUUCUUGCCUUUUGACAAAGAAUUAACAGUAUUAAUAAGCACACGAUGUGCGAAGGAGAACAAGCAAGAUAAUUGGAUGAGAGGAAAAAUAGGAAACUCCAAAAAUAUACAAUUCCCACUUGGAAAAAAACGAAUAAUUCCUCUCUCUGGCUGCAGCGAGCAACUUUAAGGACCAGCAUUCAGCUCAAUUAAAAAUAAAGGCUUACUGUGGAAACAGUAAUGCUGAUAAUUAUAAUCAAAGUGGUCUAUAACAAAGACAAAGAUCCCCCAUGCAGCCUACUGGAUAUCUGUUCAAAAGAGCUUCAUAGCUCAUCGGAUUCCUUCAAGCUAAAUAAAGAUUCGAUGCUGUGUAGUUUCCCAUUCUUGUUUACUCUUUCACAUGCAGAAGAGAUCGAACAAAGAUCCACCGUAAUAGCCUCAACAGGCUGUUGGUGCAAGUGCUGUUAGCGAGCACCACGCUCGGCCGCCUUUGUCUCCCCAGUGGUGAUGUUUACACGCCGCACCAAGCUACUCAGACGAC